CGUCAGGUUGCACGGGCAACAAAAGCAUCCGCAAAGGCCUUAUCGCUCCUUCCAAUCACACAUCCCGCACCCGCCAGCUCUUGCGGAGCGCCUUUAGGCCCUGGACCUGAAGCUACGCCUCGCCUCCUAGGUACCACCCCAGCACCACCCCAGCACCACCAGCCUUACUCACUCAUCAUUUAUCCGCUUCCAUUUCACUUCCAGACUUCAAAGAACCACCGCCUCUCAAAUUACAAACACCACUACCACCCCAACACAACAACCUCACCUACUCAACGACUACACUACACACCACCAUACGACUAUACGGUUUCCUGACGAUCACGAGUCUCGCAUCUGGUAUCUCGCAAACUUGAAUCAAGCAACCCCCAAAAGCUGUGUCGCAUAAGUAUUCGUCCUACGAUCCACUACCCAGCUCCUACUAGAUACCAAACCAACCAACCCUCACAAUGGCAUCCCCAGAAUCAGGAUACGGCGACGAGCCCAAGAAGAAGGUCGAACAGAUCACUUUCCGAUUUUGCAGUGAAUGGUAAGGUUGCAUCUGCUAUUCAUCUUCAUGCCGGAACACUAACAUACUCUGUAGCUCCAACAUGCUCUACCCCAAGGAAGAUCCGGACACCCACCGAUUGAACUUCGCCUGCCGAACUUGCCAAUACUCCGAGGAAGCUACCUCCGCCUGCGUAUUCCGAAACCAUCUCAGCACAUCCGUUGGAGAGACCGCUGGUGUCACUCAAGAUGUGGGAUCAGACCCUACUGUGGGUUUACCUCUCUGUUUACUGUGUGGUACAGUUGUGAUCUGUGAAGGCAGGAUCAAAGGAGGUGCUGGUGGCGCAGUGGAUGAUUCGCACCUGGAGAAUCCCAAGUCUUCUCCAAAAAAUAUGGAACAAGAUGAGGGAGGAACCGUGUCCAGACUUGAUGUCCAAGCGACUUCUUGCUGAUGUUUGAUUUUGCAUUUUCUAGCUCCCUAGGUCCAAUAAGCCAUGUCCAAAGUGUAAGACUGAGGAUGCGGUGUUUUUCCAGUCUCAACAGAGAACAGCAGAAACUGGCAUGGUAAGUUCUUCAUAUCCAUUAAUCUCAAUUACAUACGAACUGAUAUUUUCCAGGGAUUGUUCUACGUGUGUUGCGGGUGUGGACAUAUCUUUACAUAGAGACUUGGUGGGGUACACACAUGGUCCAGG
Hymenoscyphus albidus is the source of this 1178-nucleotide messenger RNA. NCBI's taxonomy places the organism in Eukaryota, Fungi, Ascomycota, Leotiomycetes, Helotiales, Helotiaceae. The record is from the annotation of a GenBank genome assembly.